Messenger RNA from Andrographis paniculata, 2672 nucleotides. Its product is annotated as vacuolar-sorting receptor 3-like. The record is from RefSeq and is a predicted model, not a curated record. Bases 263 to 2143 code for a protein of 626 amino acids. The transcript has 12 exons. Gene Ontology annotation, molecular function: calcium ion binding. Lineage: Eukaryota; Viridiplantae; Streptophyta; Magnoliopsida; Lamiales; Acanthaceae.
CAUUAAAAUGAUCAAAAAUCCAUGGCAAUAUUCCACCCUCACUUUAACUCCUCUUCCAUCCUUCCGCCACCCCUACCUCGUCCCCACCUACCAACAGGAAUAACUCUCACUACCUCAACACCCUAUCUCUGUUCUUCUAGACUUCAAUCGAUCUUACAAGGGCAGAGAAAGGGAAAGAGUUGCCAAAUUAUACACUAAUUUAUAUUAAACCAAAAAGAAAUUGGGGGUUUUCUUGCUUCUUCUGGAAGUUGGGAGCUGAAGAAUGUCUGUUAAGGGUUCAAUCUUGAAGGGGUUUUUGGUGCUAAUUUUGGUGGAAACAGUGGUGGGUCGUUUUGUGGUGGAGAAGAACAGCUUGAGGGUGGUUUCUCCGGACAGCAUAAAGGGGACCCACGACAGUGCCAUUGGCAACUUCGGGAUUCCGCAGUAUGGGGGAAGCAUGCUCGGAACUGUGGUUUAUCCGAAGGACAAUCGGAAGGGCUGCAAGAGCUUUGAUGAUUUCGGGAUUUCUUUCAAGGCUAAGCCUGGGGCUAUGCCCAGCUUUGUUCUUGUUGAUCGUGGAGAUUGUUUUUUUGCAUUGAAGGUUUGGAAUGCUCAAAAUGCUGGGGCAGCUGCGGUUCUAGUAGCUGACAAUCUCGAAGAAGCUCUGAUAACGAUGGAUUCGCCAGAGGAGGAGAUCCAAUCCAUGAAAUACAUUGCAAACAUUACAAUCCCUUCGGCGCUGAUCACCAAAAGUUUUGGCGAGGACUUGAAGAAAGCUUACAGCCGGGGGGACAUGGUGAAUGUGAAUCUUGACUGGAGAGAAUCAGUCCCCCACCCUGAUAACAGAGUUGAGUACGAGCUAUGGACCAGCAGCAACGAUGAGUGUGGUGUCAAGUGCGACAUGCUGAUGGAUUUCUUGAAGGAAUUUAAGGGCGCGGCCCAAGUGCUUGAGAAAGGUGGAUACACUCAGUUUACGCCGCAUUACAUAACUUGGUAUUGUCCUCAGGCGUUUACGAUAAGCAAGCAGUGCAAAUCUCAAUGCCUCAACCAUGGGAGGUAUUGUGCCCCGGAUCCCGAGCAAGAUUUCAGCUCCGGUUAUGAAGGAAAAGAUGUGGUGCUUGAGAACUUGAGGCAGCUGUGUGUUUUCCGAGUGGCGAAUGAGUCCAGAAAGCCUUGGGUUUGGUGGGACUACGUUACUGAUUUCCAAAUUAGGUGCCCGAUGAAGGAGAAGAAAUACAACAAGGAAUGUGCGGAGAGUGUUAUCAAAUCUUUGGGUGUCGAUUUGGGUAAAGUUGAAAGAUGCAUGGGCGAUCCUGAUGCCAAUUCUGACAAUCCUGUCUUGAAAGAAGAGCAAGAUGCUCAAAUUGGAAAAGGAUCGCGCGGUGAUGUGACUAUUUUGCCUACUCUUGUUGUGAACAAUCGCCAAUAUCGAGGGAAAUUGGAGAAAGGUGCUGUUCUGAAAGCAAUAUGUUCUGGCUUUGAGGAGACAACAGAGCCGUCAGUUUGCUUGAGUGGGAAUGUGGAGACGAAUGAGUGCCUGGACAACAACGGUGGUUGCUGGCAGGACAAGGCGACAAACAUCACGGCUUGCAAGGACACUUUCCGAGGAAGGGUCUGCGAAUGCCCAGUAGUUAAUGGCGUGCAGUUUAAGGGCGAUGGCUACAGCUCUUGUGUUGCAAGCGGGCCAGGACGAUGCAAAAUUAGUAAUGGAAACUGUUGGCAUGAAAAUCGAAAUGGGAUCACUUUCUCAGCUUGUGUGGAGGAUGGUGACAAGCAAUGUACGUGCCCUCCGGGAUUCCAAGGCGAUGGCAUUAUUAGUUGUGAAGACAUAAAUGAAUGCCAGGAGAAGAGAGCCUGUCAGUGCCCUGAUUGCAGCUGCAAGGACACAUGGGGGAGCUACGAAUGCACGUGCAGUGGGGAUAUGCUAUAUAUAAGGGAACAUGACACCUGCAUAAGCAAGAGGGAAAGUGAAGUGAGAUCUGCUUGGACUGCUUUUUGGAUUGUUUUGAUUGCUUUGGGUAUGGUUUCGGGUUUUGCAUACCUCGUGUACAGAUACAGAUUGCGGUCGUACAUGGACUCAGAGAUACGAGCAAUAAUGGCGCAAUACAUGCCUCUAGACAGCCAAGCUGAAGUACCGAAGCAUGUAAAUGACGAUCAUACUUGAAAAUGAUGGAUGGCGCGCUCGAUUACUCGUUCUGUGUGUAUGCAAUGUGGCAGUAGGUGCAACUGACCCACCCCAUCCAUCUCCCAAAAAUUAAUUAACUCUUCAAGUGAUGUUUUUAACGGGUAAUGGGCGCGAUGGCUGCAUACUUCUAUAUGGUCAGUUUCUUGCAUCAUGGGACUUAUGUCCGAAUGUAGUUGUCAUUGUAUCAUCAUGUAACAGCCUGCCCUGAUUGCUCCUUUCUUUAUGUGGGCAUGUAUCUGUAUUAUCUUUGCGCACUUUUCAUGAUGCAAGGAGAUCCGAACAUUAUGUACUAUGGGGAGAGGUUCUAGUAGUGGUAAUAAGUUCAUGCAUUGCGUCCGGUUAUUGAACAAUGUUAGGCUGUCAUGACCGGUGAUUUGGUGUUAUUACACGGUUUCGUAGGAGUAACAAUGAAUUUCUGUUUAAGAAUGUUUGCAUGUAAAGUACUUGCGAAAAUCUGUUAAUUUUUAUAGAGCUACCUUCUUGAAACGUAUGGCAGGUGUUGCCAAGA